Aspergillus glaucus CBS 516.65 is the source of this 1220-nucleotide messenger RNA. Its product is annotated as DNA-directed RNA polymerase core subunit RPB5. Gene Ontology annotation, biological process: DNA-templated transcription. The transcript is spliced from 3 exons. The record is from RefSeq and is a predicted model, not a curated record. NCBI's taxonomy places the organism in Eukaryota, Fungi, Ascomycota, Eurotiomycetes, Eurotiales, Aspergillaceae. Gene Ontology annotation, cellular component: RNA polymerase III complex; RNA polymerase I complex; RNA polymerase II, core complex. Gene Ontology annotation, molecular function: DNA binding; DNA-directed RNA polymerase activity. Bases 145 to 852 code for a protein of 235 amino acids.
AUUGCAGCCAUUUCUUGCCUGUCAGCGCAGCCCAGCACAGCUUCUAAUUCCUUUAUCUAGCUGCGCCGUUGAAUUUUUGCUCUUCUCUUUCUCUCGCAACUUUUAUUUUUAAGAAGCGCCUGGUUGCGCCCCUUGAAUUUAGUCAUGGAUGAGGACUACUCGACUGGCUCCGCGGAUGCCGACCGCGAGAUGACCAGACUUUGGCGUACAUGGAGGACAGUUUUCGAGAUGCUGCAGGACCGGGGUUACGAAGUCACCGAAGAAGAAGUUCAAAUCCCUCUCCACGAGUUCAAAUCCAAAUAUUCCGACCCUCUAGGAUAUCCUGAUCGCAACAAGAUGAAAGUCAGCGCUCGUCCCACCGAAGCGAUGCAAGCCAAAUACACACCGCUACCUAGCAAAUCGAACCCCGACCCUCAACCCGACUGCGGAACUGUCUACGUUGAAUUUUGCCCCGACGCCUCUGGUGUGGGUACCAAGCAGGUCCGCGCAUUCAACCACUUUGUCGACGAAAACAAUUUCCACACUGGAGUUUUCAUCACUCAGACCCCGAUCUCCCCCUCCGCCGUGCGCCUGCUGAGCGGUAUCCCCGGCCGUAUUUGCGAACACUUCCAGGAGCAAGAUUUGCUCGUUAACAUUACGCGCCACGAACUCGUUCCGAAGCACGUUUUGCUGAGCCCCGAGGAGAAGGCCAAAUUGCUGGAACGGUACCGUUUGAAGGAAUCGCAGUUGCCGCGUAUGCAGGUUUCGGACCCUGUGGCGCGAUACCUCGGUUUGCGACGGGGUCAAGUCGUCAAGAUUAUUCGGAAGAGUGAAACGGCAGGACGGUACGCUAGUUACCGCUGGGUCAUUUAAGCUAUGGGCUGCUCGACAUGGACUUUGGACAUUGUUAGUAUGGACCUUUUCCUGCAACAAACGUCAAGAUUGGCAAACGGCAAAUUCUGCCCUACGAUGCCAGAUGGAACGUCACCUCCGCACUGCAUCCCCAUUGCUGCUAGGGCAGAAAUCAGCGUCGAGAGGAACAAAAGGCCAGAGAAACAGGGAACAGGAGGAAAAUUCAAGAAAAAAGCUAUACUUUUGUACGUAUUAUGGGGAGCACGGCGUACGGGCGAAACAGAAACAUUCAUGGUUGGGAUGCUCUGUCAUUUUUUAUAUCACAUGUCAUGUUCUUAAUCAUUUGCUGUAAAUUCCUGACAAAAUUUCACUUAUUAUCUCGUCUAACA